Molecule: messenger RNA, 2495 nt
Organism: Nerophis ophidion (straightnose pipefish)
Lineage: Eukaryota; Metazoa; Chordata; Actinopteri; Syngnathiformes; Syngnathidae
Gene: tars1
Product: threonyl-tRNA synthetase 1
Exons: 19
Coding region: 113-2275 (720 amino acids)
Biological process (GO): threonyl-tRNA aminoacylation
Cellular component (GO): cytoplasm
Molecular function (GO): threonine-tRNA ligase activity; ATP binding
Source: RefSeq, a predicted model, not a curated record
CCCAUCUCCGGGUGACGUAAUCAGUCGUCACCGGUCAUCGUGACAGUUCCUGCUUGCGAGUAAUAACCUGACCGGGAAAAGUAGUUUCAUGUGAACCAGCUUUUCACUUGCUAUGGCUCAGCAGACCGUCGUGGAGAAGAUGAGUGAACUGAACUUGAACGGAAGUCAGAAGGAGGGAGCAUCAAGUGGAGGGAAGAAGGUCAAAACUGCUGCCGGAGAUGCUGGAGGACGAGCUGAGCUUUCACCUGCACCAAAGUACAUAGAUGAGCGUCUGACGCUCUACUCCAAGCUGAAAGCUGAGCAUGAUGCCCUCCUGGCACAAAGAGCUUCCACGGAGAGUCGAGCCAUAAAAGUCACCUUACCCGAUGGCAAAGUGGUGGAUGCGGAAUCUUGGAAGACCACACCCUACCAAGUGGCGUGUGGAAUCAGUCAAGGCCUCGCUGACAACACAGUGGUUGCCAAGGUAAACAACAACGUAUGGGAUCUGGACAGACCUUUGGAGGACAACUGCAGCCUGGAAUUGCUCAAGUUUGAUGACGAAGAAGCUCAAGCGGUGUACUGGCACUCAAGUGCCCACAUCAUGGGCGAAGCCAUGGAGAGAGUGUACGGAGGUUGUCUCUGCUACGGUCCGCCUAUCGAGAGUGGUUUCUACUACGACAUGUUCCUUGACGACAAUGAGGGAGUGUCAAGCAAUGACUUCCCAGGUCUGGAGACCUUGUGCAAGAAAAUCAUUAAGGAGAAGCAGCCCUUCGAGAGGUUGGAGAUCAAAAAGGAAACUUUAUUGCAGAUGUUCAAGUACAACAAGUUCAAGUGCCGCAUAUUGAACGAGAAGGUCACCACUCCCACCACUACAGUUUACAGGUGUGGUCCUUUAAUUGAUUUGUGUCGGGGUCCACACGUGAGACACACUGGAAAAAUCAAGGCACUGAAGAUUCACAAGAACUCCUCCACUUACUGGGAGGGGAAGGCAGACAUGGAGACCCUCCAGAGGAUUUACGGUAUUUCCUUCCCGGACCCCAAAAUGCUGAAAGAGUGGGAGAAGUUUCAGGAAGAGGCCAAGAACAGAGAUCAUCGCAAACUAGGCCGGGAGCAGGACCUGUUCUUUUUCCAUGACCUGAGCCCAGGGAGCUGCUUCUUCCUGCCGAGAGGCACCUUCAUCUACAACACCCUGAUUGAGUUCAUCAGAAGUGAGUACAGGAGAAGGGGCUUCCAGGAGGUGGUGACACCCAACAUCUACAACAGUAAGCUGUGGCAGACCUCCGGUCACUGGCAGCACUACAGUGAGAACAUGUUCUCCUUUGAGGUGGAGAAGGAGACCUUUGCCCUCAAACCCAUGAACUGUCCUGGCCACUGUCUGAUGUUUGAUCACCGGCCACGUUCCUGGAGAGAGCUGCCUCUUCGCAUGGCCGACUUUGGCGUCCUGCACAGGAACGAGCUGUCUGGAGCCCUUACUGGCCUGACCCGCGUGCGCCGCUUCCAGCAGGAUGAUGCUCAUAUCUUCUGCUCCAUGGAGCAGAUUGAGGACGAGAUCAAGGGUUGUCUGGACUUCCUGCGCACCGUGUACGCCGUGUUUGGCUUCACUUUCAAGCUAAACCUUUCCACAAGACCGGAGACAUUCCUGGGAGACGUUGCUGUCUGGGAGCAAGCAGAAAAGCAACUGGAGAACAGUUUGAAUGACUUUGGAGAGAAGUGGGUUCUAAACCCAGGUGAUGGAGCUUUCUACGGGCCGAAGAUCGACAUCGAGAUCAAAGACGCCAUCGGCCGAUACCAUCAGUGCGCCACCAUCCAGUUGGACUUCCAGCUCCCCAUCCGCUUCAACCUGUCCUUUGUCAGCCACGAUGGAGACGACAAGAAGAGACCGGUGAUUAUUCACAGAGCCAUUCUGGGGUCGGUGGAGCGCAUGAUCGCCAUCCUCACUGAGAACUACGGAGGCAAAUGGCCACUGUGGCUGUCCCCUCGCCAAGUGAUGCUGAUACCUGUGGGACCCACCUGUGACCAUUAUGCCCAGAAGGUUCAACAAGAGUUCCACACCAGCGGCUUCAUGAGUGACGUGGAUCUGGACCCAGGAUGUACUCUGAACAAGAAGAUCCGAAACGCACAGCUGGCUCAGUACAACUUCAUCCUGGUGGUGGGGGAGAAGGAGAAGAGCAGCAACACGGUCAACGUGCGCACGCGUGACAACAAAGUGCACGGUGAGCGCAGCGUGGACGAGUGCAUCCAACGCCUCAAAGAGCUCAAGUCAUCCAAGAGUCGAAACGCUGAGGAAGAAUUCUGAGUUUUUGACCCCAAACUAGCAACUACCCAAUCAAUUUAUGAAUUGUUUUUUUAUUAUUAUUGUUAAGAGGUCACAUUGGUGAAUGUUGUUAUUUUUUGUGGACAUCAUGGAAUUAGUCAUUUGACUUGGUGCUUCGCCUCCAAUUGGGUACUUUGUCUUCAGGCUUUCAGGGAAUUGUACCAGAGUUGCAUUUAUCUUGAUUAAACACGUCCAUUCUUAA